AAAAAAAAAAAAAACAAUAAUAAUAUAAACCACAUUUAGAUCUCAUCACCUGAUAAUUUCCACAUUACUAGUAAAAAUAAUACUCGUAAUAAUUAAAAAAUAAAAAAUCUGUCAGCAUCAUCAUCAUGAAAGUAGCUCCUCCUCUAAGUCUUUCAGUUACUUUAUCAAUAGCUGCUUUUAUAAUAAUAAUAAUAAUAAUAAUGUUGGGAGAAUGUAGCAGUUUAUCUGAACAAAAAUCAGCAGUCAGUUACUCUUCUUAUGGGGUUUCAAAACAAGCAAUUAGGGUUUCAUUUGAAAAACAGAAGGUGAACAUGCAGCAUCAGUUGCUGUAUCCUUCUGCUGGUGGCACUACUAUUUCUGGUGGAAAUGAACUUGGAUGGUUACAUUAUACUUAUAUUGCUGUAGGGAUGCCGAGUGUUUCUUUCCUUGUUGCACUUGAUACUGGAAGUGAUCUUCUCUGGCUUCCAUGUGAUUGUGAGCAGUGUGCACCACUUUCUGAUUAUGAUGAGAAUGAAUAUAAUCCUACUCACUCAAACACAAGCAAAAGCAUAACAUGCAGCCAUCAGUUGUGUGAUCUGGGUCCAACUUGCAAAAACCCUAAGCAACCAUGCCCCUACACUGUUAAUUACGCCUCAGCGGGUACAUCCAGUUCUGGAUCAUUGGUUGAGGACAUAUUACAUUUAGCAGCAGAUGGUGUUAAUGCAUCUAACACCUAUGUAAGGGCUCCGAUCAUUAUAGGAUGCGGCAAGGAGCAAAGCGGUGGUUACUUGGAUGGUAUUGCUCCUGAUGGUGUUCUAGGCCUUGGGCUUGGUGAUGUCUCAGUUCCAAGCUUCCUUGCCAAAUCAGGAGUUACAAGAAACACUUUCUCUUUGUGUUUUGGAGAAUCAGGUUCUGGGAAUAUAUAUUUUGGGGAUCAAGGACUAUCAACCCAAAGAACUACUCCAUUUUUGCCAGUCAAUGGAAAAUACGUUGCCUACAUAAUUGGAGUAGAUAAUUUUUGUAUUGGGACUACUUGUCUUGAUCAAACAAGCUUCAAAGCUCAAUUUGAUAGUGGGACAACUUUUACCGUACUUCCAGAUGGAAUAUAUAAAGCAGUUGUUAAAGAGUUUGACAGACAAACAAAGGCGACACAGUAUAGGUUUGAAGGCUAUCCAUUUGACUACUGUUACAAAUCCAGUUCUCAAGAGCUGCCAGAAAGUCCAUCGGUGACAAUUAAGUUUUCAGUGAACAACACUUUUGUGGUCCAUGAUCCACUUUUUGUUGUGAAUGACAGCCAGGGAGAAACUGUUGGAUUUUGUUUAGCUAUACAAUCAACACCUGAUGAAAUGGGACUUAUUGGACAGAACUUCAUGAAAGGAUAUCGGUUGGUUUUUGACAGGGAAAAUUUUACGCUUGGAUGGUCACGAUCAAAAUGUCAACCUCUAAAGGGCAAAAAAGCACUUGGAGGUAAUGCCAGCUCACCAAUACCACUUCCGACAACGGAGCAACAAAGGUCCCCUCCUAACGCAAAUGCCGUUGCCCCCGCUUUUGCUGGAAAGACUCCAAAAUCUUCAGCCAACUCAAAUAUGUUAAUGUCAUCUUUUUUACCUAUCUUACUGUCUCUUCUUCUACUACUAUUUAAUCAACUAGGUGUCAGGUAUUACCUGUUUUAGUUCUUAGUAGUCAUAUGCUAUGGUAGCUAACUUAGAUCAGUUGCAUGAGAGGUGGUGUGUCAUCUGUUUCUCAAAUAUAUGUGUUUUGUAUGGGGUUAUAAACUCAUUCUAAAAUACUUCACGUAAAUAUAUCAGGUAUGAUGUUGGAUGGUCCAGUUUCUAGUAUAUCAUUGCAUAUAAUAAAAGAGUUGGUUUUUUUCGGUUU
This is a messenger RNA of Erigeron canadensis, 1857 nucleotides long. RefSeq names its product aspartic proteinase-like protein 1. NCBI's taxonomy places the organism in Eukaryota, Viridiplantae, Streptophyta, Magnoliopsida, Asterales, Asteraceae. The transcript has 10 exons. The record is from RefSeq and is a predicted model, not a curated record. Gene Ontology annotation, molecular function: aspartic-type endopeptidase activity. Gene Ontology annotation, biological process: proteolysis. The coding region runs from base 126 to 1652 and encodes 508 amino acids.